AUGUCUGAUCUACAAGAUAUGGAACCAACCAUUAUCAUUAAUGGUAACUUACCUACUCCAGAAGAGGAACAAGAGUUUGAAGAAAGUGUUGUUGAUGAACAAAUCGCUGAAGAGAACCAAGAAGAAGAAGAUAGUAAACUAAAGAAGAAAGUAGCAUUCGCUGGUAUCGAUGAAGAAUCCGAAGAAGAAGCCAGAAAGCGUGAAUUCGAAGAAGGUGGUGGUUUACCAGAACAACCAUUAAACCCAGAUUUUUCUACUUUGAACCCAUUAUCACCAGAAAUUAUCAACAGACAAGCUACAAUCAAUAUUGGUACCAUUGGUCAUGUCGCCCACGGUAAAUCCACUGUUGUUAGAGCUAUCUCUGGUGUUCAAACAGUUCGUUUUAAGGAUGAAUUAGAACGUAACAUUACUAUCAAGCUAGGUUACGCUAAUGCUAAGAUUUACAAGUGUGAAAACCCAGAAUGUCCAGAACCAGAUUGUUAUAGAUCAUUUAAAUCCGACAAAGAAAUAUCUCCAAAAUGUCAAAGACCAGGAUGUGAAGGUCGUUAUAAAUUGGUUCGUCAUGUUUCCUUCGUCGAUUGUCCAGGUCACGAUAUCUUAAUGAGUACUAUGUUGUCCGGUGCAGCUGUUAUGGACGCAGCUUUGCUAUUAAUUGCCGGUAAUGAAUCUUGUCCACAACCUCAAACCUCUGAACAUUUGGCUGCCAUUGAAAUUAUGAAGUUGAAGCAUGUUAUUAUCUUACAAAACAAGGUCGAUUUAAUGCGUGAAAGUAGUGCGUUGGAACAUGAAAAAUCUAUUCUAAAGUUCAUCAGAGGUACCAUUGCAGAUGGUGCCCCAAUUGUCCCAAUCUCUGCUCAAUUGAAAUACAAUAUCGAUGCUGUCAAUGAAUUUAUCGUUAAGACUAUCCCAGUCCCUCCAAGAGACUUUAUGCUUUCUCCACAACUGAUCGUUAUCCGUUCAUUCGAUGUUAACAAGCCGGGUGCUGAAAUUGAUGAUCUAAAGGGUGGUGUUGCUGGUGGUUCUAUUUUAAACGGUGUCUUCAAGUUAGGUGAUGAAAUCGAAAUUAGACCAGGUAUCGUUACUAAAGAUGACAAAGGUAAAAUCCAAUGUAAGCCAAUUUUUUCCAACAUUGUCUCCUUGUUCGCCGAACAAAAUGAUCUAAAAUUUGCCGUUCCAGGUGGUCUUAUUGGUGUUGGUACUAAGGUGGAUCCAACUCUUUGUAGAGCCGAUCGUUUGGUUGGUCAAGUCGUUGGUGCCAAGGGUCAUCUACCAAACAUUUACACAGAUAUCGAAAUCAAUUACUUCUUGUUACGUCGUCUAUUAGGUGUCAAGACCGAUGGUCAAAAACAAGCUAAGGUUAGAAAACUUGAAGUAAACGAAGUUCUGAUGGUUAAUAUCGGUUCUACAGCCACUGGUGCUCGUGUUGUUGCAGUCAAGGCUGAUAUGGCCAGACUACAACUAACUUCGCCUGCUUGUACCGAAGUUAACGAAAAGAUCGCCUUAUCCAGACGUAUCGAAAAGCAUUGGCGUUUAAUUGGUUGGGCAACUAUCAAAAAGGGUACUACUUUAGAACCAAUCGCCUAA
This is a messenger RNA of Maudiozyma saulgeensis, 1584 nucleotides long. The record is from the annotation of a GenBank genome assembly. NCBI's taxonomy places the organism in Eukaryota, Fungi, Ascomycota, Saccharomycetes, Saccharomycetales, Saccharomycetaceae.